Thamnophis sirtalis is the source of this 4028-nucleotide messenger RNA. The record is from RefSeq and is a predicted model, not a curated record. Lineage: Eukaryota; Metazoa; Chordata; Lepidosauria; Squamata; Natricidae.
UCCUCUUCCGAGUCACCAGGAGAGGAGGGUGAUGUCGGCGGAGCCUCUUGUGCUGUUUGGAGGGUCGAAGCGGCUCCUGGGAGGUCCUGCAGCCAUUUUUAAACAUUCAUGAAGCUAACCCAUUACUGUAAACCUUAUAGAGAAAGAGGAUGCCAAGGACAGCACGCUGGACAACAGAGAAUGAGAAGCAGCAUUAAAAUCCAAAAUGUCAGUCAAAAUAUUUUUUCAAUUCCUCUUGAAAGUGUAAAAAGUCUUCUUCCUCCGCAAAUGAGAGAUAAGGGAGAGAAUAACAAGAACAAAGUUUUGAGUCGGAGUAAAUACAAUAUACGGAACACAAGAAGACAUUACAUGAACAGUCAAGGAAGAAAAUAUCCAAAUGAAGAAAAAGUGGAAAUAACUGGAAGUCAGUGGGAACAAAAAGGUCCAGAUGGCCAAAAUGGGCAGACAUUAAUGAAAACAUUUACGGAAGGAAAGAGUGGUUUGAAUCAAAGAACCUCCAAGUAAGAGAUCAGAAAUAUUUUUGGCUUUCUCAAGAAUCCAAGAAUAUCGGUGUUGGAAAACCCCCAGAGAUUACCUAUUGUGUGAAAAACACAUAUUGCAGGUCACACCUGAUUAUGCGCAACAUGAUCCAUCCAGUGAAAAGCAAUACAAAUGUUUGGAGUGUGGUAAAAACUUUACUCGGAAAACAUUCCUCAUAAUUCAUGGAAGGAUUCAUACCGAAGAGAAACUCUACCAAUGCUUCCAAUGCAACAAAUUAUUAUGCAUGAACACCAAUAUGGUGAGACACAAGAGGACUGACACUGGGAAAUAAACUUUUUGAAUAUCCUGAUUGUGGGAAAGCUUCACCCGGAAUUCUGACCUGGUGAUACAUCAGAGGAUUCACAUGGGGGAGAGACCAUAUGAGUGUCCAGAUUGUGGGAAAAGCUUCAAGGAGAAUUCCUACCUUGUGAUACAUCGGAGGAUUCACACAGGAGAAAAACCAUAUGAGUGCCCAGAUUGUGGGAAAGGUUUCAAUUGGAAUUCUGAGUUGAAAAUACAUCAGAGGACUCACACUGGAGAGAAACCAUAUGAGUGUCCUGAUUGUGGGAAAGGUUUCUCUCGGAAUUCUAACCUAGUGAAACAUCAGAGGACUCACCCUGGCCAGAAACCUUUUGAAUGUCCUGAUUGUGGGGAAAGCUUCUCUCGGAAUUCUGACCUGGUGAUACAUCAGAGGACUCACAUGGGAGAGAGACCAUAUGAGUGUCCAGAUUGUGGGAAAAACUUCAAGGAGAAUUUCAAGCUCGUGAUACAUCAAAGGAUUCACACAGGAGAAAAACCAUAUAAGUGCCCGGAUUGUGGGAAAGGUUUCAAUUGGAAUUCUGAGUUGGAAGUACAUCAGAGGACUCACAGUGGAGAGAAACCAUAUGAGUGUCCUGAUUGUGGGAAAGGUUUCUCUCGGAAUUCAAACCUGGUGAAACAUCAAAGGACUCACACAGCAGAAAAACCAUAUCAGUGCCUGGAUUGUGGGAAAGGUUUCAAUUGGAAUUCUGAGUUGGAAGUACAUCAGAGGACUCACACUGGAGAAAAACCAUAUGAGUGUCCUGAUUGUGGGAAAGGCUUCUCUUGGAAUUCCAACCUGGUGAAACAUCAGAGGACUCACACAGGAGAAAAACCAUAUGAGUGUCCAGAUUGUGGGAAAAGUUUCAGUGAUAAUUCGUACUUGGUAAAACACUAUGGGAAUCAUACGGGACUGAAACCGUUUGAAUGUUCAGAUUGUGGGAAAGGAUUCAGUUCGAAUUCUGAGCUGGUGAUACAUCAGAGGAUUCACACAGGAGAAAAACCAUAUAAGUGUCUGGAAUGUGGUAAACAUUUCAUUCAAAAUUCCCACCUGGUGAAACACCAGAGGACUCACACAGGGGAGAAACCAUAUGAGUGUCCAGAUUGUGGGAAACAUUUCACUAGGAAUUCUGACAUGGUGAUACACCAGAGGAUUCACACGGGAGAGAAACCAUAUAAGUGUGCAGAUUGUGGGAAACAUUUCACUCGCAAUUCUGACAUGGUGAAACAUCAAAAGACACAUACCGAAGAGAAACCAUAUAAAUGUGAUUGUGGGAAAAGUUUCAGUCAGAAUUCCUACCUCGUGAAACACCAGAGGAUUCACACGGGAGAGAAACCAUAUAGAUGUGCAGAUUGUGAGGAAAGCUUCCAUCGGAAUUCUGACUUGGUGGUACACCAGAGAACUCACACAGGGGACAAACUGUAUAAAUGUCUGGAUUGUGGUAAAAUUUUCACACGGAAUUCUAACCUGAUGAUGCACCAGUUGACUCACACAGGAGAAAAAUUAAAUGAGUGUCUCUUUUGUGGGAAAAGUUUCUUUCAAAAUUCAAACUUGGUGAUUCACCAGAGGACUCACACGGGUGAGAAACCAUAUGAAUGUCCUGAUUGUGGGAAAAGUUUCCGUCAGUCCUCCCACCUGGUGAGACACCAGAAAACUCACACGGGAGAAAAACCAUAUGAGUGCCUGGAUUGUGGGAAAGGUUUCAAUUGGAAUUCUGACCUGGUGAUACACCUGAAGACGCACAAAGGAGAGAAAUUGUAUGAAUGUCCAGAGUGUGGGGGAAAAUUCAGUUGCAAGUCUGAACUGGUGAAACACCAGAAAACUCACAAAGAAAGGAGACUGUAUGAGUGUCUGGAUUGUGGGAAAAGUUUUCUGCAUAAUUCAAAGCUGGUGUUACAUCAGAGGACUCACACAGGAGAAAAACCAUAUAAGUGUCUUGAGUGUGGGAAAUGUUUCUUUCGGAAUUAUGACUUGGUGAUACACCGAAGGACUCACACAGGAGAAAAACCAUAUGAGUGUCUUGAGUGUGGGAAAUGUUUCUCUCGGAAUUAUGACUUAGUGAUACACCGGAGGACUCACACAGGAGAGAAACCCUAUGAGUGUCCAGAUUGUGGGAAAGAUUUCAGUACUAGGACUAGCCUUCUAAAUCAUGUAAGGAUUCACACAGGAGAAAAACCAUAUGAGUGUCCAGAUUGUGGGAAAAGUUUCAAUUGGAAUUCCGAUUUGGAAGUACACCAGAGAACUCACACUGGAGAGAAACCAUAUGAGUGUCCUGAUUGUGGGAAAAGCUUCUCUCGGAAUUCUAACCUGGUGAAACAUCAGAGGACUCACACAGGAGAGAAACCAUAUGAGUGUCCGGAUUGUGGGAAAAGCUUCUCUCGGAAUUCUGACCUGGUGAGACAUCAGAGGUCUCAUACUGGAGAGAAACCAUAUAAGUGUCUGGAGUGUGAUAAAUGUUUUAUUCAAAAUUCUCACCUGCUUAUACACCAGAAGAUUCACACGGGAGAGAAGCCAUAUGAGUGUCCUGAUUGUGGGAAACGUUUCAAUCGGAAUUCUGACAUGGUGAUACACAAGCGGACCCACACGGGAGAGAAACCAUAUGAGUGUCCUGAUUGUGGGAAAGGUUUCUCUUGGAAUUCUAAUCUGGUGAAACAUCAGAGGACUCACAGAGGAGAAAAACCAUAUGAGUGCCCGGAUUGUGAGAAAUGUUUCAGUCAGAAUUCCUACCUAGUGAAACACCAGAGGACUCACACAGGAGAAAAACCUUAUGAGUGUCUCGAAUGUGGGAAAAGUUUUAGUUGGAAUUACAAUUUGGUGACACACUGGAGGACUCACACAGGAAUAAAACCAUACGAGUGUCCGGAUUGUGGGAAAGAUUUCAGUUGUAGGUCUAGCCUUCUAAAUCAUGUAAGGUUACACAUAGGAGAGUAACCAUUUGUAUAACCCAGAUUGUGGACAGUGUUUUGCUCACAAUUUCUCCCUUAUCACUUAAGAAAUUCCACUUGAGGCAAAAUUUGAAGUUUGUAGAGGACUCUAGAAUUUAGUUUCUUGUCUUUUAUGGAAGCGCACCUCAGCAAUUAACUAUGUAAUUUUUUGCAUGAUUCUUUUUAAUGAAACGUGUUAGUAUCAAACUUCAGGGAGGAAUAGAAUAGAAUAACAAAAUUGGAAGGGACCUUGUAGGUCAUCUAGUCCAAACCAAGCAGAGGACCCU